ACUUUAUAAACUGUUAACUAGUCAGUCUAGUGUAGACUGAAAAUAUUUAAAUAUUUGGAUGAUGUUAUUGUUAUAUUAGUGACAAAAUUUCUUCAAUCUUUGCUGUUUAACUUGAGAAUAUUUAGAUAAGAUCUAGAGUAGUCACUAUUAUUCACUAAUCUAGCUAGACUAGUGUCUUAGACGACUUUUUAAAGACUUAGUUACUAGUUAGUACUUACUAACUUAGUCUUAGUAGACUGUCUAGUGACUAGUCUAGCUAAGCUAGCACUCAGUCUCAGUUAACUCAGUAGCAGCAGCAGCUACUAGUUGAGCUAGCUACACUUAGACUUAGACUAGAUGAUAGAUCUAUCAAAAAAAAAGAAAAAACUUUAUAAUAAUUUCAUAAAAUCAUUAACUUGCCUUAUUACUUAAUAAUAAGUUAUUAUAAGAAUUUAGAUGUACAUUAUAUUAUAUUUGACUCUCAAGAUAGAUAUAAUUGUCACUCUAUAAGUUAAUGGACAUAUAAAAUAUUCUUUAAGAAAAAAAAUGGGAAGCCUUUUUAGUAAAAAAACAAAGACAAGCAGAGUUACAGAACAAGACAAAGCUAUACUCCAACUGAAACAACAAAGAGACAAGCUAAAACAAUAUCAGAAAAAAAUUAGUUCACAGCUAGAGAGGGACAGAGAUGUUGCUCGUGCUUUACUUAAAGAUGGAAAGAAAGACAAAGCCAAGUUGAUGCUCCGCAAAAAGAAAUUUCAAGAAACACUUUUGUCUAAGACAGAUACACAGUUGGACAACAUUGAAAAAUUGGUCCAUGAUCUGGAGUAUGCGCAAGUUGAACAGGAAGUGGUGAAAGGUUUACAGAUAGGAAAUGCUUCUCUCAAGAAAAUGCAUGAGAUACUAUCUCUUGAAGAUGUUGAGAGAAUUAUGGAUGAAACUCAGGAGGGAAUUGAAAAACAAAGAGAAAUCGAUGAACUUCUAUCUGGUGGAUUGUCUGCUCAGGAUGAAGAUGAUGUUCUUGCUGAACUAGAUCAGAUUAUCAAGAGUUCUAAUGAAGAUUUUCAAGAAGAUGUUGAAUUACCUGAUGUGCCACACGAGAGAAUAGGAGAACCCAACAAACCUUCAGUGGCCAAGAAAGCCAAAACUGCUGUUCCAGCAUCUUGAUACCAGUAGCAAGUUAUAGUGAGCAUUUAGUUUAAAAAAUAUUGUUAAAUGAAUAUCAUGUAUUGAUAUUGAAGUAUUUUAAAAUGAUUUAACCAAUUUGAUCAAAUGAGUCAUUGUCAUUUUAAAGAGGAAGAGAGACUUCUUGCUAAAUGUCUAAUAGACAUCAUACAUUUUUUUAUUUUUAAUAUUUCUAUAAUAUUGAAUUAUUAUUUUGAUGGGCAUUUGAUGCCUUUAGAACCAAUAGAAGUGAAAUGUAUCUAUCUUCUGUAUUUAUUGUUUUGUUUUUUUUUAAUUGAAAGGGUAAACCAAUUGAUUCCUUAAAUUAGAUUUAUAGUACAACAUUGUACUUAUGUGUACAAGAGAGAUUCUAAUUGUGUCGGCGGCCUGAACUAAUAUGGAAUUGUGUGGCUGGAAGAGGCUUUACAUUUUGAUUUUCCUAUUGUAAAGUUGAGAAUUUGAUGUGUAUGAUACCUGACCAUAGGAUUGGUUGAUUGUGAUUGGUGAAUGGUGCUCCUGAUUGGCUGAAAUUGAGACAACCUUAUUCAGAUUGUCUCCAUAUACGCUCUAGAAACUUAGUGCUGAUAGAAAAAAAAAGUUAAAAUUAAGAAAAUAAUUUAAAGUACUGGCAUUGACUCUAACAAUUUGUAUUCACAUAUACAUUUAAGGUACUGGUAUAUAAAUCAUAAAGUUGUAUAAAAAUAGAAAAGACCCCUGUAGUAAUAAUAAACAGAUAAACAAUAAUAAAUGAGUCUCAUAUUGAAGAUAUAUCAGUAUUCUUCAAGCACGUUAACUUGCAACAAAAAUGUGCAUUGGUUCCUUAUAAUAAAAAUCUGUCUAUGGGACAAUGCUAAAAUGCUUAGGACAUUUUAGUCAAAUGUAAUGAUUGUGAAAACUUUGUACUGUCUUUUUUUCCAACAAACUCUGAUAGCACAUUGACUCCCAAUUAAAUACUUUCUUGUAUAUUAUUUUUUUCUCUAUUGAAAAUAUAUUUAUUUAAAGUCUAAUGUAUUUGUUUUUUUGUUGGGUUUUUUCUUUUUGAAGAAAGGGUCAUUAAUGUCAUUGCCAAAUGAAUAUAAUUAGAACAUCUGAAAUAAAAUAAGCAAACAAUUAAUUUCUCCAAUUUGACUUUUUAACAAAGAAAAGUGUACAGUAUUAAUAUUAUAGAAAAAUGUUGAUGUAUUUCUGCCCUUAUCUGGAGCUUCAAGUGUUACUUUUUUAAUACAUUUUUAUAGAUCAAGGAAAAUAUAUAUGUCAGAAUUUAUCUAUAGCUAGUUUAUUCCUCUUGGCCUCAUAAAUAACAUGCAUACUAGAUUGACACAUGGAUAUAUGUAGGACAUAAUUAUCUUCUGUUAUAAUGGAACAUCUGUAUAUUGCAUUGUCAAGUCAAGUUUUCUGAGAAAUACCUCUUUUUUUUUUGCCAUUAUUUAGUUUUCUGUUGAUGCCAUUUCUGGUUUGUCUUAUUCUUGAAUUUUUAAGACAUAAAUCUGUCUGCUGAAACUGUUCCUGUUUAACAUGUUAAUCUGUUGACAGUAGGUUGCAAUAUUGCAUUAUGAUUGUCCUUAAUAUGGUCUGUAAAUGACACCUCAAAUUCCUCUAAGGCUAUUUUGAUGGAACACAUCUACCAUCUUUGUUCUUCUUCAUCUUUUACUUCCAUUCUGGUGAUCAGAUGUUUGAUGGUUUUUUUUUAUAUUUAUGUAAACAAAUGAAACUAUAUUGUCAACCAGUUUCUGGCUGACAGUAAAUAUGAUUGUAUAUUUAAUAAUAUAUUGUUUUUUUUUAAACAAUAAGAAAUUACUAGUGAAUAUAUAAUUAAUAUAUUUUUAAUGACCUUUUUUUUUUAAAGAAAUAAUAAAAACCAUUAAAUUAUUUAGUGUCUGUUUAUUAAUGAAACAUGUUUUAACUAAAUAGUUUUCCUGAAAGUUUUUUUUUUUUUGGCAAUACAAAGGUAAAGACAUUUUAUACCAAAAUGUUCAGAUAUUUAUACUUUGCAAUAGAUUUUUGCAAUGUUUUCAAGCUUUCAAAUAUCCUACAAUUAGAUAUAAUUAUGAAUGAAUGUAAGCUUUAGCUUGAAGGGUUUCACUAAGACUGGUGUCUGUAAUAGACUUUAAUUGUCAGUUGUACUUAUUAAGUUGUUAUUACUUGUGUAUCUGUUUUCAUUUUCAAAAAAAAAGUUUUGAGUAAUUAUGAAUGUGUUGAAUGCAUUUUGUUUAUUUUGUUCAAUUAUUGUAUAAUUAUUUUACUUUUGAUUGUUUCCAAUGUAUUUUCUUAUAAAAUGCUAUGUGUAUAUUUUUACACAAAUAGAAAUAUUUCUUUGAUUCUUUAUCGAUUUCAGCAUUUUAUUUUGUAAUAUUUCUGAUUCUUGAAGCUCAUCUUCUGGCUGUUGCUAAUAAACUUAUAAAAUAAAAA
Messenger RNA from Biomphalaria glabrata, 3549 nucleotides. Its product is annotated as charged multivesicular body protein 6-A-like. Gene Ontology annotation, biological process: late endosome to vacuole transport via multivesicular body sorting pathway; vesicle budding from membrane. The transcript is spliced from 9 exons. NCBI's taxonomy places the organism in Eukaryota, Metazoa, Mollusca, Gastropoda, Planorbidae. Gene Ontology annotation, cellular component: ESCRT III complex; multivesicular body. The coding region runs from base 526 to 1143 and encodes 205 amino acids. The record is from RefSeq and is a predicted model, not a curated record.